This is a messenger RNA of Folsomia candida, 4931 nucleotides long. RefSeq lists its product as uncharacterized. Bases 180 to 4349 code for a protein of 1389 amino acids. Gene Ontology annotation, molecular function: ATP binding; ADP binding; protein binding. Gene Ontology annotation, biological process: protein phosphorylation. Lineage: Eukaryota; Metazoa; Arthropoda; Collembola; Entomobryomorpha; Isotomidae. The transcript has 5 exons. The record is from RefSeq and is a predicted model, not a curated record.
CUCAGCUGCGGCAUUUACUGUCAAGUGUGCGUCUCAUUAAAUAAUUUUUGCAUUUGGAGUAUAUUUUUGCAACAUAAAUUUGGCCAAGUCCAACCAAAAAAUUCAACAACCACACAUACAUACGUAUACGUAAAUUAUAAAAGCAGUCCAGAAAAACACAAAAUUUCCCUUAGUCCACAAUGACCACACCGUUAUCCCCCUGGACCACCCAUUCCCAACUGGUAUUUAUCCCCCCACAAAUUAACAAAGGUGGUUUCGGCACCGUAUACAAAGCCAGAGACGCCGUGGACAAAUGUCACUACGCCAUCAAACAAAUCUGCAUCGCAAAAGCGCUCCCUCACUUAAAUUACGAUGUCAACCUGCUCCUCCAAGAGGUCGAACUUUUGCAGCACAUCAACCAUCCCAACAUCGUCCGAUACCACACUAGCUGGUUGGAAGGGCCUGAUUCGCAAAAUAUUUUAAAUGACGCGCUCCGCUUUCCCAGCAGCCCGUCCUCCACGGCGAGCAUCGUUUCUCCAAAUAAUUUCCUCUUCGUCCAAAUGGAACUUUGUGACACGACGUUGAAAGCGGUCAUCGAGCGGGACGAAUUCGACUUAGCGGCAGAAAUACCGGAAAUGAUUCUCCAGCUUUGCAAAGCCCUCGUGGCAAUUCACGACAUGAAUAUCGUCCACCGUGAUUUGAAACCGGACAAUAUUUUCUUGGCGAAAAACUUGUGGAAAAUUGGAGAUUUUGGAUUGUCUAGAAGAAUUGCGGAUCAGGAAAAUUCAUCAGAUUUGCUACCAGUCGCGGGAUGUGUACCGUAUCGAUGUCCGGAUGUGGGGUGUAGCAAAAAAUCGGACGUUUACACGCUCGCAUUGGUACUGGCAGAAGUGCUGUAUGCGACCGUGAAAGGGGAGAAAGUUGCGUUUAAUACGAAGAAAGUGAUGGAAAUUGUGAAAUGCCUGGAUGAUAAGUUUUCAGAAGAGUGUGGAAUUAUUUUGGAAAUGUUGAAUCAUGAGAGAGAAUUCAGAAUUAAUUCUGACUUGGUUUAUGCAAAGUUCAAAGAAUUGUAUGGAAAAGUUCCGGUGCAAGUAGAAUGUGUGGACACUGGGGUUGAAAUCGAAGUCAAAUUUUCGGAUUUUAUUGUUUUGAGCCAAGGAGGGGAAGCUAUUAGCAAACUUAUUUUUGAAAAACAUCACCCCGUCGUGGAAAAGUGGGAUAGAGUCUUAUCCAUCAUGAAGCUAAAAGAAAGCAAGAAAAUAGCAAAUCUUAUCGAUUUAAAGUAUGACAAACAAAUCAUUGUCUCGGAAACUAUGAAGGUUUGGAUCACGGAAACUGGAGCAAAUGCGACAUUCGCAAGACUCGUGUGCAUUUUUAAACAAUGCAAAUUUUUGGCACUGGCAGACCAUCUCGCCACUCAAGUGGGACACAUUCGCAGAAGAAACAAAUCCAAUCCUGUCCAUGACGGAAUCUGGUUUGAAGUCCGAAAACCCGUCUCUAACUUUACCGGAAGAAUCCAGAAAUUAGAAACUAUCCAUUCCCUCAUUCUUGACACUUUUUUCAACCCAGAUUGCCAACAAUACAUCAUAAUCGCUGGGUUGGGCGGUGUCGGAAAAAGUGACCUUGUUCGUAAAUACGCUCAAGACAAUUACUCCUUCUUCGACGGAAAUGUAAUUUGGAUAACGGCCGAAAACAGCCUCUCAAUGAGCACAAGUUUCAAGAAACUGGCCACAAAGCUCAACCCAAAUUUCCAAAGUACCGAUUCAAAACCCAUCUCCGAAUAUGUCGAUUUCGUCUACAAUUAUUUCAAAGAUUGCGCCGUUCUAUUCAUCUUUGACAACGCAAACUCCCUCCGCGACGAUGACGACGGCAUUUUUGCCUUUCUCCCAAACAACCUCCCCCCGGACGCCAUCUUCCCAAAUAUUAUACUCACGACGAGAAAUCGCGACAUAAUUUCCUCCAUGGAUAACUCCGUAAAAUUGCUGAACCUUGACGUUUUAGAAGACCGCGAAACGCACGAUUUUAUCACAAAUUCCCUCACGACAAACCCAGAAAGUCACGAUGUCUCCAAACUUGGCCAAACUUUAGAAAAUCUACCCCUCGCUUUACAACAAGCCGUCGCAUACAUUCGAGAAGAACACAAAAUCCGGCAAAAACUUGGCACCACAUUUUCCAUCUCCGAAUACAUUACCCUCUUUCAAAACAUGUCUCAGCAACUUCUCGACUUCCCCCUGCCGCUAAAUUCAACUUCAAACUCGUACGAAAAAACGACAUUUAUCACGUGGAAAAUCACUUUUGAAAAGAUCGGCCAACAUGAAAUUUACGGCGAAUUGGCCAUCUACAUCAUGUCAUUGCUUGCUUACCUUUCCCCCGAUUCGAUCUGGGGCAGCAUGAUUUUCGAAAUUUCUAAACCCUACGCAGAAAUCUGCCAAGAAGCGGGCGUUUCAAAGAAAAAAUUGCCAUACGCGGAUACCGAAGAAGACAAAACUUUGCUGUUACACAACGUUGUUGGACACACGUUGUACCUGAUUGAACAAUACUCAAUGUGUCGGUUCAAUCAAGAAUAUGAAAUUUACAUCCAUCGACUCGUCCAACACGUCAUGCGACUCCAUAUUCGCAAAGAUGGCGGCGAGUUUCACAUUUUGGACGAACUUUUGCAAUAUUUCAAGCAAAAGUAUAAAAAACAUAUAGCCAUAGUGGAAACAAAUCACGCUGUUUCGUGCUGGGAACAUGGCUUAAAUUCCCAAAAUUUAGACGAGCUUCUCAACAAACAUUCCCAUUUGGUCCACUCAAUUUCCAUGGAUUUAUCAAUGUGCCUCCUGGAUAUCAAAUCGGCGAUUGAAUUUCAAGAAAACUCAAUUCCUAAAUUGCAACAAGUCCUUGGCCCUGUGCAUGAUGACGUGUAUAAUUUAAAAACGUCGUACGCCGCGGAUUUAGAAGUUGCGGGAAAUUUUAAAGCCGCUCUCACCUUAAGAUUGGAAAUCUGUAACGAUUUCUCCGCCAUCUUUCCGGCAUCAGAUUGGAAACGAAUUUUACCACAACUUGACUUAGCAAGAACAUACACAGUACUCGGAAAAUUGGACGAAUCGCACAAUAUUCUUACAGAAUUGUCAGAAAUAACUAAAUCUUCCCAAUCUGACACAUCCGACUAUUGCAACAUUCACACAAUAACACAACUGCAGUUUUCAGUCGGCGACAAUUUAGAGAAAAAACUGCAAUUCGACGCAGCAAUCGCAGUGUAUCAAAAUUUGCUCGAGUUACUCCAAAAAAGUACAACAGAAGACGUCGACCUCUUGAUGCUAAACACAAAAUCAAAACUUGCCAAAGUCCUCCGCUCCAAAAAAAAGUAUCCCGAAGCAGUCACUCUUUGUGACGAAGUUACUAUCAAAUGUACCGAAAAAUACGGUCCUUUUAACCCCAUCGGAACAGGCGCUAAACGCAUGAUGGCGUACAUUUACCAAGACCAAGGUGAUUUUUUUAAAGCAUCCGCCAUUUUUCGAGACGUACUUUUAAUCGAGCGGCGAAAAAACGAGACAACCCUCCCCGCAAAACCGGACAAUAUAGCAACUAUACGAUCCGGCGAAUAUAUAACGUGGAAUAAUUUGGCGUGGGCGGAAAUGAAGUUGGGCAAUUGCAAGGGCGGCUUAGAAAUUUGUGACGAAUUAUUAAAAGCUUUGGACACCUCGUUUGGGGAAGACAGUCCCACCGCUUUGCUGACACAACACACCAAAGCGCAUGCGUCACAAGAGGGCGGCGAGUUUGAACAGGCGCUGUCGCUUCAUCGUAAAAUAUUUGCGAAAAGAGUGGAGAUGUUUGGAAAGCGUGAUUAUUGCACGGCGUCCUCUUCGUUCGGAAUUGCUAUGGCGCUAAGAUCGCUGGGCAAACCGAGAGAAGCGAUGGAGCUGUUGAAAGGCGUCCUCAAAAUUCAGCAAGAUCAACUGGGACCAUUGCACUUAUCAACGUUGGAAACCCAAACCAACAUUGCGUGUACACUGCCAAGCUGUGAAGUUAAUAAGAAUGUGGUGGUUGCAAAAUUGACAGAAAUUUGCGAAUUUUUACAAACUGCUGGUGCACUGCGGAACAAUCAUCCCUUAGUUUUGCAAGCAAAGCAUGGUUUGGCGGAAUCGCUAAGAGAGUCGGGUAGGGUGGAGGAAUCGCUAAAAAUUUAUGAAGAAAUUUGUACCCUGUCUAAACAAUUGAUGGGGGCAGAUCAUCCUAUCGUUUGGACAAGAGUGCAUAACAGAAAUGCUAUUCGUGCUCAAAUUACAGGAGAAAAUGAUGCAGUUGAUGAUUUAACUGUGGGAAAUUUAUCAAUUUGUGAACCAGUCGGAAAUUUGAAUACUGUUGCAAAUCAUCAACAUUAUAAUUAGAACUUGUUAUUAAUACCCUUGUGACUAUUUAAAUAUUAUAAUAAAUUAUUAUUAAACAUGAAUAAAUUGAUGCUAAAUGUAUGAUGAAAUUGGUAUGGGCGAAAGCACAAUUGCAACAAUUCAAAAUGCAACUCAUGUUAGAAAAAGUUUACGAAAACUACGAGUGUGUAGUUAAUUAGGCAACUUUUAACAGAUCAAUUUAUCUCAAGUCCGCAAUAGUUUUAAAGUUUCGAUCGUGUAUAUAUAUAAAUACGUAAAUAUGCAGAUUAAUAUACGGAUUACUCGUCUAGAAAUUUAUGUAUAUGUGUGCCUAACCUGAUUUUCCUCGGGUGAAAAAUUGUGGUUAAAUUUACCAUUUCAAAUUAAAUUUACUAAAUUUAUUUGUUGUGUCAAGGACGUUCUCAGGAUUUGUUAACUAAGUUAAUUAAUAAGUACAAAUCAUAAUUAUAUCUUUAAGGUAUACGUAAUUGAGAAACCUUUUUCUAAUUUUGAAGCCACACAUAUCUUUAUAUGAAAUAUUCAAUGUAAUUUAUAAAGUGUCAAGAAAAUCCCAAAAAUUGUUUUUAUCUAUUUUUCAAAAUU